Molecule: messenger RNA, 1266 nt
Organism: Diaporthe amygdali
Lineage: Eukaryota; Fungi; Ascomycota; Sordariomycetes; Diaporthales; Diaporthaceae
Exons: 2
Coding region: 1-1266 (421 amino acids)
Source: RefSeq, a predicted model, not a curated record
AUGCCGAGGUCGAAGGCUUUGCUCAAGCCUGCUUAUCUAUCUCAUCAGAUUGCUUCAGGUGGUGCUAUAUCAAGGCAGAUCACCGGCUCAUCUCAUGUCGGUCGCUCCUGGUCGAUAAACAUCCAAGCAGUCAAGACCCACCAGCCUCAGACCCGCCGUCUUCAUUCUACACCUCAGCCUGCCCUUCACAAUCUGUCCAAGCAGCUCCCACGCGGCCAACAGCCAAACACACGAGUCGCGCCCGCCCGGCAAACUGCAACAUCACCAUUUAAAUCACCUGCGAGGCAGUACGCUACGAAUCGAUCUCGACCCGGUCCUCUUGGAACUGCCUUCCUGCUCUUCCCAGCUGCCGCAAUCGGCAUCGGUGUUGUCACUGGUUACGUCUCGCUGAACCCAUUCUCAACAACCACCAAGGACUCUUCAUCUCAAGCCGCAGGCAUGUCGUCAAAACUCAUCCCGGCCAACCCGGCCGACGUAAUGGUCAUUCGCAACAUCACUCCCAAUGUUGUGACUUUCUCAGUGCCUUUCAAGAGGUUCGGAACGAUUCCCGUUGGAGGCCGAGGCACAGUGGUGAAGCUCACCUCGGGUGCGCUCGCCGUCUUCUCACCCGUCGCCAUGACUGACGACGUGAAGGCGAAGCUGGCCGAGCUUGGCGGUACGGUCAAGUACAUUAUCGCUCCAGACAUCGAGCACCACAUCUUCAUCACGGAAUGGCACCAGGCCUACCCUGAGGCCAAGAUUAUCGGCCCUGAGGGCCUGCCUGAGAAGCGUGUGAAGCAGUCCGCCAACGACCCAAAGAUCGGUAAGGAGGAGUUUGCCGUCGUUUUUACCGCCAAGGACAAGCUCAACAUCAAGAUCGACGAGGAGUUCGACCGUGACUUCCUGUAUGAGUACGUCGACAGCCACGCCAACAAGGAGCUGGUGUUCCUGUACAAGCCUGAGAAGAUCAUGAUCGAGGCCGAUCUCAUGUUCAACCUACCCGCUGAUGAGCAGUACUCGAAGUGCCCUGAGAGCGAGAAGAAGGUCGGGUUCCCUGGCAAGCUGUUUGUGAAUAUGCAGUCGACCGAAGGCGAGGCCAAGGGCAUGAAGAGGUUCUUGUGGUAUGUCUUGAGCGCAAGGGACAGGACCGGUUUCAAUGAGAGUGUCAAGAGGAUCGAUGCUUGGGACUUCGAAACGCUCAUUCCUUGCCAUGGAGAGACCCUGGUGGGCAACGGAAAGGAGACCUUCAGCCGGAUCUUUGAAUGGCACCUGAACGGCAAGAAGUAG